CUGCGGGCCCACGGCCCCCAGGGCUCCACCUCGGCCCGGGCGUGAGGCGAGGCCGGCGCCGGCCCCGGGCGGCCCGUGAGGGGCGAGCCCCGCCCGGCGGGGGGCGGUCGCUGCCCGGGGCCCGGUGGAGCUCGGGGGGGGGGGGGGGGGGGUGAGGUGCCUUAAAAGGCAAACCUCCCCUCACAAAAUCCGAAAGGGAGUGAGGUGGGGACUUGUCACUGCCCGGAGGGUUUUUAUUUGCCUCAGUUGUCAGCCCCGGAACCUGGCCCCGCAAGGCCCGGGGCUCCAUCCCGUGUAGAUGUGAAGCUGCUGCAAGGAAAGCCCCAGCGUCAGAGGGACGCGCGAGGAGAUGCGGUUUUUAGAGCACCACAGAAACAGCAGCUCUCCAGCACGGGAAAGCCAGGCGCUGCCUGAGGAAUUCGGAAGGCUUGCUUGAAUCAGAACAACUGCCUCAGGAUCCUCCUGCCGGGGAAGCUGCCCAUGGACUGUAGGCACCCAGCUGAGAGCAGCAAGGAGACCUCCAGCCCCAGCUCGGAGCCCGAGGCCCUGCCACCUUCCGCGGGGCAGCGAGCCGGGACAGCCCCCGGGCGACCCGCGGCUGCCAACGCGGCACGGGAGCGCAGCCGGGUGCAGACCCUGCGCCAGGCCUUCCUGGAGCUGCAGAAGACGCUGCCCUCCGUGCCGCCCGACACCAAGCUCUCCAAGCUGGACGUGCUCCUCCUGGCCACCACCUACAUCGCGCACCUCACACGCAGCCUGCAGGAUGAGGAGGAGGCGCCGGGAGAGGGCCUGGGGGCCCUGCGAGGGGACGGAUACCUGCACCCGGUCAAGAAAUGGCCAAUGCGUUCCAGGUUGUACAUCGGAGCUACGGGACAGUUUUUGAAUCACUCAGCACAAGGAGAAAGUGCAAACCAAGGAGAAACAUCGACAAAUUCACAAAACUAAUCUCCUUUU
Messenger RNA from Oxyura jamaicensis (ruddy duck), 954 nucleotides. It is a transcript of the gene TCF24, whose product is annotated as transcription factor 24. Bases 481 to 945 code for a protein of 154 amino acids. Gene Ontology annotation, molecular function: DNA-binding transcription factor activity, RNA polymerase II-specific; protein dimerization activity; RNA polymerase II transcription regulatory region sequence-specific DNA binding. NCBI's taxonomy places the organism in Eukaryota, Metazoa, Chordata, Aves, Anseriformes, Anatidae. The record is from RefSeq and is a predicted model, not a curated record. The transcript is spliced from 5 exons. Gene Ontology annotation, biological process: developmental process; regulation of transcription by RNA polymerase II.